Molecule: messenger RNA, 1696 nt
Organism: Saimiri boliviensis boliviensis (Bolivian squirrel monkey)
Lineage: Eukaryota; Metazoa; Chordata; Mammalia; Primates; Cebidae
Source: RefSeq, a predicted model, not a curated record
AAGGCCAGUUACCCAUUAGCUCAGUGUUCAGCCUCGGAUCACCCAGUCAAUGAAGAAGAAGCUUGCCAUUUUAAAGAAUCCACCAGUUGUUGAAACCAAUUCCCAGAGACACAAGAGAAGAGACUGAAUCAUCAAAAUAAAGUCUCUCUGAGAAUUGGUGAAAAUGGCUUUAGAUCAAAGAAGCUUAUUUCAGUGUAAACCAUCUGAGAAUGAUCUUAGAUCAGGAAAUUCAGAGUUUCAACAAAGACAAGGACCUGCUGUUCAGACAGAAGAAGGGAUUUCUGAGUUCUCAAGAACUGUGCUCAAUUCAUUGCAAGACAGCAAUAAUUCAUAUGCAAGGCAGGAAUUGCAAAGACUUUAUAAGAUCUUUCAUUCAUGGCUGCAACCAGAAAAGCACAGUAAGGAUGAAAUUAUUUCUCUAUUAGUCCUGGAGCAGUUUAUGAUUGGUGGCUACUGCCAUGACAAGGCCAGUGUGAAAGAAAAAUGGAAAUCAAGUGGCAAAAACUUGGAGAGAUUCAUGGAAGACCUGACUGAUGACAGCAUUAAUCCACCUGCCUUAGUGCAUGUCCACAUGCAGGGACAGGAAGCUCUGUUUUCUGAGAAUAUGCCCUUAAAAGAUGUCAUUGUUCACCUCACAAAACAAAUGUCUGCCGAAACGCCAAGAGGAGCAAACAUGGGGACACCCUUCCAGACUUCCCAAGAUACUUCCUUGGAAACAGGACAAGAACAUGAAGAUGAACAAGAUCGCAGCAACAGUUCUUUGAAAACUACUCAAGUAAACAAAAAUAUUACUAAUCGCGGCAAUCAAAUAGCUUCCCUAAUCAUUAUCCAGGAAGAGAAUGGUCCUAGGCCUGAAGAGGGAGGUGUUUCUUGUGAGAACCCAAAGAACUCAAGAGGAAGAGAGCUAGGCACUGCUAGAUCCCAGAAAGGGUCCAUAAACGGAAUCUCUUUUCAAGGUGUCCCUAUGGAGAUGGGACCAGGGUUUAUCUCACAGCCAGAGCAGUCCUCUCCUGAGUAUGCCCCUACCCACCAAAGCAAUGAGGAAAACUACACACGUGAGGUACAUCAGGAAGGAGCCCAUGGAGUUCGAAAACCAUACAAAUGUGAGGAAUGCCCCAAGGUCUUUAGGUAUCUGUCUCACUUAAUAGUUCACCAGAGAAGACACAGGAAUGAGAGACCAUUUGUUUGUCCUAAGUGUCAAAAAGGCUUCUUCCAGACAUCAGACCUACGCGUGCAUCAGAUGAUUCACACAGGAAAGAAGCCUUUCACAUGCAGCAUGUGUGAGAAGUCCUUCAGCCACAAAACCAACUUGCAGUCUCAUGAGAGAAUCCACACAGGAGAAAAGCCCUAUACCUGUCCCUUUUGUAAGACGAGCUACCGCCAGUCAUCCACAUACCACCGCCAUAUGAGGACUCAUAAAAAAAUUAUCCUGCCAAGUGUUCCCUCCACACCAAAAGCUUCCUAAGCUGCUGGUUGGAUGUAAUGUGUAUAAAUAAAUACAUAUGCAAGUGUAUAUAUUUCCAUCGAAUAUAAGAUAUGAUUUCCUGAUUAUGCUUUCAGUUUAUUGUCUUCGUUAAAAUGUAAGGCUAAGCAGAGUAUGGAAUUUAUUAUCAGUUCACUAAAGUAUUCCAAGUAGUUGGGAGAGUGGAACACUUCCAAUAACCAAUAAAUUUCUGUUGAAUAAAUUAAUGAAGCC